Messenger RNA from Numida meleagris (helmeted guineafowl), 2982 nucleotides. It is a transcript of the gene HCRTR2, whose product is annotated as hypocretin receptor 2. The transcript has 8 exons. Gene Ontology annotation, cellular component: membrane. NCBI's taxonomy places the organism in Eukaryota, Metazoa, Chordata, Aves, Galliformes, Numididae. Gene Ontology annotation, molecular function: orexin receptor activity. The coding region runs from base 933 to 2831 and encodes 632 amino acids. Gene Ontology annotation, biological process: circadian sleep/wake cycle process; feeding behavior; G protein-coupled receptor signaling pathway. The record is from RefSeq and is a predicted model, not a curated record.
UUCAAUUCCUUACUACUGGUGCGAGAGGAAGAAAGAACUCUGUCAAAAAAAAAAAAAAAAAAAAAAAGCAUUACUUCAUGGCUACUUAGAAGCAACUAUUGAAAUUAUGGAUAAACAUUUUAAUAUACAAAACAAGCUGGAGAAUGUGUAGUUUCCUUCUACUGAUCACCAAAUUUUUGUACUCUGUCAGUUGUGAAGACCACAACAAACUCCCUAAGUGUGUCUCUUUUUGUGUGCCAAGUACACCUGCAUUUCCACAUUCUCAAGAGAGCUUAAAUCGGUUCCCAAUACUCAUACAUUUAGUGAUACAACCUCAGCUGUUUUCAUUAGUUGGGGAGUGUCCAAUCUUUAUUUAUGAGGUUUGCAAUAUCUACCUUUCUAGUUUAUGUGAGGUGUUGAUCUUACCUCUACAUCCAAGUAUAUCUCAUUCUUUAGUAUCUUUGUCCUAAAAGCUCCAUGCAGCUUUCCUGCAGAAUAGGAAUGGGAUUUUUUCUUUAUUUUGUAGAAAGAAAGGUAUAUCAAAGAGAACAGGUCUAUAGAAAUAGGUGCCCAAGGGCGACACCAGGUAUAAGAAUGCCGGAUUAGAUUUUGAAGGCAUUAGGGAAUGCUGUACGCUUAUGAAGGAUUCAGGAAGCUAAAGCGCUGUCUAGAGCUAAGCAGUAUAGUAUUUAUGAAUAUCUAGCUCUCUCUUAAGUUUGUGUGUUGGAAGUACAGUUAAAGUAGAGUCACAUUCCUCUGGAGGUGCAUAUCAAUACUGAACUGAGUGAGAUGUGUCAUUUCAUAAUGGAAAUGGUGCUUGUAUCAACUGAGAUUUUCCCAUUCACCUGUUUUAGUCAGUGCCCACUAGAGCUAGGCACUACAGUGCUCAUGAAUAUCUGGCUCUGUGUUAAGUUUAUGCAUUAGAAGAAGUCGCACAACUUUCAUGAAGGGACAUGAACGUCUCAUUUGUAAUGGCUCCCUUCAUCCUGUGUCUCCUCUGCAGCAACACGUCGAAUUCACGUCCUUUCACCUCGAGGUGUCUCCAGCAGAUGCCCUUUCACGUCCAAACGCGGAAGCAGUGGGGUCAGAAGAGAGGGAUGUACCCGCCUGGAUGCCGUUCCCCGCAGCCGCGGAGACUGCGCGCCCUGCCCGCCCUGGGAAAGGCAACCGGGCGUGUGGGGCCGGCUCGAAGCCCCAGCCUGGUCCCGCAUUGGUUCCCGAAGUUCCAGCGUCAUUUUCUCCCCACACCCCGCUUGGCACUAGCAAUCACAAGUCUCAAUGGAGGGGCGGGAGAGAGCUGUGGAGCGCUGAGAGGGUUCCUUCAGCCCCCCGGACCACCACCAGGGAUGUCCGGGACUCAGCCCGAGGAUGCUUCGCCUCCGUGCAGGAACUGGACGUCGUCUCCGGAGCUGAAUGAAACACGGGAGUCCUUUUUAACCCCAUCCGCCGAUUACGACGAUGAGGAGUUCCUGCGCUACCUCUGGAAGGAGUAUUUGCAUCCCAAGGAAUACGAAUGGGCGCUGAUCGCGGGAUACAUCGUCGUCUUCAUCGUGGCUCUCGUCGGGAACGUGCUGGUUUGUAUUGCAGUGUGGAAGAAUCAUCACAUGCGAACAGUCACCAACUAUUUCAUAGUGAAUCUAUCUCUGGCUGACAUUCUGGUCACAAUUACUUGUCUUCCAGCAACUUUAGUAGUGGACAUCACAGAAACUUGGUUCUUUGGGCAGCACCUCUGCAAAGCAAUUCCCUACUUACAGACAGUUUCAGUCUCUGUAUCUGUACUAACACUUAGCUGCAUUGCUUUGGAUCGAUGGUAUGCAAUUUGUCACCCUUUGAUGUUUAAAAGCACAGCCAAGCGUGCAAGGAACAGCAUUAUAAUUAUCUGGAUUGUGUCCUGCAUCAUAAUGAUUCCUCAGGCUAUUGUCAUGGAGUGCAGCAGUGUGUUCCCAGGAUUAGCCAAUAAAACCACCUUGUUCACAGUGUGUGAUGAACACUGGGGAGCUGAGGUUUACCCCAAAAUGUAUCACACAUGCUUUUUCCUGGUGACAUACAUGGCACCACUGUGUCUUAUGGUGUUGGCCUAUUUGCAAAUAUUUCGAAAGCUGUGGUGUCGCCAGAUCCCUGGAACUUCUUCUGUCGUUCAGAAAAAAUGGAGGUCUCUGCAGUCCUCAGCACAGCAGCGAGGGCUGGGACAGUCAACAAAGUCAAAGAUCAGUGCUGUGGCAGCUGAAAUAAAACAGAUUCGUGCAAGAAGGAAAACAGCACGUAUGCUAAUGGUUGUCCUGCUGGUUUUUGCACUUUGCUAUCUGCCAAUUAGCAUCCUCAAUAUCUUGAAAAGGGUUUUUGGGAUGUUUAAUCAUGCUGAUGACAGAGAAACUGUAUAUGCCUGGUUCACAUUCUCACACUGGCUUGUGUAUGCAAACAGUGCAGCCAAUCCUAUUAUUUAUAACUUCCUCAGUGGGAAGUUUAGAGAAGAAUUUAAAGCAGCAUUUUCUUGUUGCAUCUUUGGCAUUCACAGUCACCAUGAUGAACGGCUUACCAGAGGUCAUGCCAGUACAGAGAGUCGGAAAUCUUUGACCACCCAGAUCAGCAAUUUCGAUAAUGUUUCAAAACAUUCAGAACAUGUUGUAUUGACCAACAUAAACACUCUUACGGCAAAUGGAAUCACAGCUACAUUCAGCCCCUUGAAGUCAGUGGAACUGCAUCUCCACAUACCAGGGAUGAAUGUGUCUUCAAAUUUAGAUGAAGCAGUGAGAAUUUCUGCAGGAAGCACUGGCAACACAGAGAAUUCAGAAUGGGAUAAAUUUGUCCCUAGUGUAACUAAACUUACCUCAAUGGAAUUACAGCAAGGAUGACUUUGGCUCAGUGCAGCUGAGAAUGGCACUUGUUUUUAGCUGUGUUACAGACUAGAACAACUGGACAAAGGGAUUCCUGCAAAACGACUGCCUCUUCUACUUCUUCUCAGACUUAUGGAAACCUACUUACCUCAGUAUGAGCUAAAGAACA